This is a messenger RNA of Penicillium olsonii, 792 nucleotides long. The record is from the annotation of a GenBank genome assembly. Lineage: Eukaryota; Fungi; Ascomycota; Eurotiomycetes; Eurotiales; Aspergillaceae.
AUGUUCCCGUCUGCUUUACCUUUACCCUUCUCGCCCAAGCGCAAACGAGAACCCUCCGAAUCGGAUUUCUAUAGCCCCUCCGCAUCACCCACCUCCACAAUCUCUAUAGCCAGCUACCAGGAAGCAUUCCGGGACGACGAACUCGGAAGUUACAGUCCCCGCGCUACCGUUGCCGGGAGAUUCGGCGAGUUAGCCAUCCGUGGCGACCUUUCGGACCAAAGUGCCCGGACUGGCGACUCACGGCGGAGCUCGCUGGCUCCCCUAGCAUCCGAACCAUGCGCAUCUGACCAGUACAAUCUCACGACCAUGCCCGAAGCUGUACCGGCUACCAGCAGCAAUCCAGCCGACUGCCAAGCCUUGACGGUUGACCCGCCCGCGCAGGAGGAACCGUCCCCGACUAAGUCGCCGAGAAAGAAGUCCGCAACUGUGCCUCGCAAACAACUGAACCCUUCGUCGCCCUCGAAACGCAAACAACGACUCUCCCCACCACCCACAGAGAAACCAUCAGAAGAAGACUCGCUUGUAUGGCGUGACUCGGAGAUAACAGGCCACAAUCCAUCUGAUCCAACGGAUGAUGGCUAUGGUAUAAACGGUAUAGGGUUUAAGCCCACUGCAUCGAUCGCCUGGGAAAGGUCCCAGAGGCGGCAAAAACAGGUUACGGAAUGGAAGAACCGCGAGGCUCGGGAAGCCCGCGAGAGAAGACGAGAGAGACGGAGAGAUGGUCUCGAGUUCGACAAGUUACACGGGAUACACGAAGGCGCAGUACAGAAACGAGUCAAGUUCAAUGUCUAG